Messenger RNA from Nipponia nippon (crested ibis), 888 nucleotides. NCBI's taxonomy places the organism in Eukaryota, Metazoa, Chordata, Aves, Pelecaniformes, Threskiornithidae. The record is from RefSeq and is a predicted model, not a curated record.
AUGGGGACGCCAGGGAUGAGGGGGACGCCAGGGAAGAUGGGGACACGGUGGACGCCAGGGAUGAGGGGGACACCGGGGAAGAUGGGGACGCCAGGGAUGAGGGGGACGCCAGGGAAGAUGGGGACACGGUGGACGCCAGGGAUGAGGGGGACACCGGGGAAGAUGGGGACGCCAGGGAUGAGGGGGACGCCAGGGAAGAUGGGGACACGGUGGACGCCAGGGAUGAGGGGGACACCGGGGAAGAUGGGGACGCCAGGGAUGAGGGGGACGCCAGGGAAGAUGGGGACACGGUGGACGCCAGGGAUGAGGGGGACACCGGGGAAGAUGGGGACGCCAGGGAUGAGGGGGACGCCAGGGAAGAUGGGGACACGGUGGACGCCAGGGAUGAGGGGGACACCGGGGAAGAUGGGGACGCCAGGGAUGAGGGGGACGCCAGGGAAGAUGGGGACACGGUGGACGCCAGGGAUGAGGGGGACACCGGGGAAGAUGGGGACGCCAGGGAUGAGGGGGACGCCAGGGAAGAUGGGGACACGGUGGACGCCAGGGAUGAGGGGGACACCGGGGAAGAUGGGGACGCCAGGGAUGAGGGGGACGCCAGGGAAGAUGGGGACACGGUGGACGCCAGGGAUGAGGGGGACACCGGGGAAGAUGGGGACGCCAGGGAUGAGGGGGACGCCAGGGAAGAUGGGGACACGGUGGACGCCAGGGAUGAGGGGGACACCGGGGAAGAUGGGGACGCCAGGGAUGAGGGGGACGCCAGGGAAGAUGGGGACACGGUGGACGCCAGGGAUGAGGGGGACACCGGGGAAGAUGGGGACGCCAGGGAUGAGGGGGACGCCAGGGAAGAUGGGGACACGGUGGACGCCACCCCCCUAUAGCCCCCCCUAG